Messenger RNA from Pararge aegeria (speckled wood butterfly), 3548 nucleotides. RefSeq names its product GTPase-activating Rap/Ran-GAP domain-like protein 3. Gene Ontology annotation, cellular component: cytoplasm. Gene Ontology annotation, molecular function: GTPase activator activity. The record is from RefSeq and is a predicted model, not a curated record. Gene Ontology annotation, biological process: regulation of small GTPase mediated signal transduction; activation of GTPase activity. The transcript is spliced from 24 exons. Bases 1 to 2931 code for a protein of 976 amino acids. Lineage: Eukaryota; Metazoa; Arthropoda; Insecta; Lepidoptera; Nymphalidae.
AUGCUGGAGAAUGCAGGAUUUGAUGGAUUCGUAAGAAACGCUUUGCACCACCGCACUCAGGCAUCUUUAUGCAAGGGCAUUACCGAUGGCUGCACCUUUUGCUCGUCAGCAAGUGAGCUCAUCUCGAGGCGGGGCGUCUUCUCGCGCAGACAGUAUGGCUCCGUUGAACAGCUGUCGGCGUCGAUCGAGGCAGGAGGUGCAGCGGACACAGUGGUACGACGGUACCGCCUUGAAAAUGGCAACUCACUCGGCGAAAAAGACGAGUUGUUUGGGCCACCUAGCGCUCCAGUUUUGGAAAACCCGGAGUUCCAGACACGAUGGUAUUUCAAAUAUUUCCUUGGAAAAAUGCAUCAAAACUACAUCGGGGUGGAUGGUGCGAGGGAGCCUUACCUCUUAAGUGUAGUGCAGGAGGGCGCGGGUCUUUUACGAGCUAUUCUCUUCAACAAGAUGGGUGCGCAUAAAAUUUAUCUACCCGCGAGUGCUUGGAGCGGUGGAGGCGGUCAGGCACCCACCCGGCCGACUAUCAAACAGAUUUUAGCACAGUUUACCGCUAUCGAAAGGCUCGACAAAAUGCCUAGAGAGAUAACGUGUCCAGAAUUACAAAAAGAUGUUUUGCUCCUCGAAGAACAAGAAGGCUCUGUGAAUUUCAAAAUAGGUGUUAUGAUAAUGAAGCCUGGCCAGAAGACUGACGACGAAAUGCUUUCGAAUGAGAAAGGCAACGAGAAAUGGGAUCGGUUUAUUUCACUUCUGGGGGACAAGAUUCGAUUACGCAGCUGGAACCGCUUUCGAGGAGGCCUCGACGUUAAAGGUGACAUGACUGGCAGCCAUUCCAUUUACACAAUGCACCAAGGGCACGAGAUAAUGUUCCACGUCUCAACUAUGUUGCCGUUUUCCAAAGACAACAAACAACAGUUGGAGAGGAAGCGGCACAUCGGCAACGAUAUAGUAAACAUCGUGUUCACUGAAGACUCUACCCAUAACACAUUCAAUCCGCAGUGCGUCAAGAGCCACUUUACACAUAUAUUCGCUGUGGUAUCAGAGGUGGAAGGCGAAGGGUAUAGAUUGAGCGUGUACACAGACGAUACGGUACCACCAUUUGGACCAUCGCUGCCGUGUCCGCCAAUCUUUAACGACCCCCAGCUGUUCAGAGAAUUUCUACUUGUCAAGCUAAUGAACGGUGAAAAGGCGGCAUUUCAAACUCCAACAUUCGCUUUGAAAAGGCAGAGAACUUUGGACACUUUAAUUAGAGAUAUAUAUGCAGAACACUGCUCGGAUCACAAAGUGCCAAUGCUUUCUCGUCGUGCGUUAUCAGAUGUAUGGUCAGGAAGUGCAGGGGCGGGCGGGGCUGGUGCGGCACGCACUGAACGCUUCCUGCAUGUAGGCCAAGCUUUGAAACUCGAUGCCGUGUUACGUGGAGAUGCUCCUACUAGCUUAGUGUCUAUGGGGUCAGGAGGCUCGCGUCGUGCGCCUUGGGAAGGACGUUUGUGGCGUGCUGCCCCGCUCCCUGCCACGCCUGUUUGCGCAGAGCAACUGGCGGAAGGACGUCUCUUACUUUCUACUACUUCCAACACAUACAUCCUUGAAGAAAGUGGCACAACGAAAGUUGUACUAAGAUGGGAAGGUUGCGUCCGAGCGGCUCGCAUUACGGAGCGCGCGGGAUUGUUCAGAGUCGGUGCUCGGGUGUCUGCGGGGGGAGGCUCUACGACCGGCGGUGCGGGGGGCGCGGGGGUAUAUGCUUUACCUCUAGCAGAGCUGUGUGCUGGCGCCUGGGCCAUGCGACCUCUGCAAGAUUGCAAGCACGCAAGACUUCCUAGAACUAAGACUGCGCAUCUGUUCGAUAUACUGGAACAAGGUGAAGGAGGGAAAACUUUAUUAGCAAUAGCUAUUGGGAGAAGAGUUCUCUUAUUGUCCGAAGAAUCUAACCCUGAUAACGAAAUGGGAUUUGAGUAUACACAUAUAAAGGACAUCCAAUUAAGCGAAUCACCAAUAUUAAUAAAACUGAUGGAUGGAGAAUAUGGAAUUAUGGUAGUCGGUUACAAACAUCAUUGGGAACUUUUAGAAUUAAAUAAUGUACAGAGUAUAAAACGAGCAGAAGGUUCAGAAGAUAGCGGGCCUAGACGUGGUGCUCUUGUUAAUGCUUUAAGAAUUGGAGACGAAAGAGAUGGUCAAAUAAUUUUGUGUUACAACCAUACAUGCCAUUUUGAGCGGUUAACAACUAAAGGCCUAGAAAGUGACUGUGAAUAUGAUUUCCACUGGACGACUGUUCCUACUGCCGUUGUUUGCGCUUUUCCGUACAUAAUGGCGUUUGCUGAAGACUUACUAGAAAUAAGAUUAGUUGCCAAUGGGUCCCUAGUACAUGCGGCAUGCAUCCCUGGAUUGAAAAUACUUUGUGGUCGAAGGGAUAUAUUCUACGUAGCGUGCGCGCCAGAGUAUGUUCCUCUGAGCCGGGAGAUAGAUCCUUGCCUCGCCCUACACGACAACUACGAGCUAGUGAGACAAAUGAGCAAGUGUGGGCCUUACUCCAUUGAUGAUGAUGACAACGGAGAGAUAAAGGGAGAUCCAAGUCAUAACAAUCGUACUCCGGAAAACAACUCAAGUUCGAGUCGGAGCAGCUCUAUAUCAUCAGAUCAAGAGAACAUUCGCCCGCCUUUGCAGAGGAUGACGCCUAUCUCACCACCUACGUCGCCACAAGUGCUUCCAGAGAACAGCGGCCGCUGCGUGCGUAUCUACAAGGUCCCACAGUGCAACCUCAGCGCCGCCACAUACCAGCGACAGUCCGUCUCUGCAGACCACGUAGUCACUUCCUAUUUUACGGACAGGCCGAACAGUAUCAGACAAAGACUGGCAGAAUUAAGAGUCGACAGCAAAUCCAGAGGCGGCGACGAAGAAGACUCAAUGGAUAUUCCAAGUGUCCAGCCCUCGAUGCCAUAAAUUGAUACCUGAGCGUAUAUAUUAAUCCUGAAAAUUAAAAAUACGAGAUAUUGCGUAUUAAAGUUUUCCAAAACGCAAAGCAGGGAAUUACACCACAAUCUUCCUACGACUUAUAAUUAGAAAUAGAUAAAUUUCGUCUGAGGAACUAUGGCGUCGAUUGCAUCAUCUAUCGUUCAUUAACGAUAAAUGAACUAAACAAAAUAGUUGUAUACAUUUGAAGGUCGCAACCUGCUUCACUGAGAUUCUCUUUUGUUGACCCCCAAUUUUCGUCCAAUACGGACCACAAGUCGGUCCUUGUUGACACCCGGGUAUUCAUAAUCCAUCCUCUUCGGGUAUAACUCAUCUCGAUUCGAGGGUCUAACUGGAGAGUUAUCAAUCUAUUUAUCAUAAUUCCAGCGUAAAAUCAACGCCGUAUCAACAACGUAUCUAAUAUUUUAAGUCAGGGACCGCUUCCAAAAUAUCACCCUUUAUAAUUAAGUUACAGUAUUUUUUGCGAAGAAAAAGUAGUUAAAUUUAAAUAUCGAACAUUUAUAUAAUUGUUGUAGCUUAGUAGAAACUAGAAACGAACCUAUAUUACUGAAUGUUUAGGAAUUAGCUAUUAGAGGCCGUUAGGUACA